Messenger RNA from Rhopalosiphum maidis (corn leaf aphid), 7245 nucleotides. Its product is annotated as sodium channel protein 60E-like. The transcript has 34 exons. Gene Ontology annotation, molecular function: voltage-gated sodium channel activity. Bases 329 to 7027 code for a protein of 2232 amino acids. Gene Ontology annotation, cellular component: plasma membrane; voltage-gated sodium channel complex. The record is from RefSeq and is a predicted model, not a curated record. Lineage: Eukaryota; Metazoa; Arthropoda; Insecta; Hemiptera; Aphididae. Gene Ontology annotation, biological process: membrane depolarization during action potential; neuronal action potential; sodium ion transmembrane transport.
CGCCCGCAACUUGUUGAUGACCGUCGAAGUCGCCGCCGCCGCGGGUUUUCCGCUCGUUUCCUCUCCUCGUUGCCGCCGGCUAUACCAAUGAUUAUAGUAAUAUGUUAUUUCUCGACCGUUGUUCUCUAUUCGUUUAUCCUCGCGGUGUCGUGUCACCGUUCCCGAUACAAUGCCUCAAUUUUACCGGAUUUCUUCCGGUAUUGUUUAGGAGACUUAAUUAGCAAUCGUUAACGACGAUGGUGAUGAUGCGAGAAUAGCUUUCAACCAUCAAUGGACUAAAGGAAAUUAAUUGUACGGACGUGAACCUGUGAAAUAUAAUCUUCCGAUCAUGUUACCAAUCCGUUUACCUAAUACAAUCUUGGCAAGUCGUCGCCAGCAACCACCUACACCUAGCCCAACAGAACCUAAAGUACAAGUUCGGCCAUUAACGAAAGAUUCGCUGGAAACUAGACAACAUGUUUCAACAUCUGUUGGGUAUGGUUACCAAACUCGAAAUAAAGUGAGCGUGUUAGAUGGAUCUGUGUUACCCAGUAAAUUUGAGCCGUUUCCUAGUGAAUUGUAUGGCAUGCCACUUGAGGAAAUUGACAAUUUUAUAUUUGAUGAGACCUUUUGCGUGGUAUCCAAAAGAUUUCGGAAGAAUUAUAUACACCGUUUCACAGCCACCCAGUCUUUCUUUAUGUUUUCCCCUUGGAACUCGUUUCGGCAACUGUGCAUAUACAUUUCUACUAAUCAAAUAUUCGACUAUGUGGUUAUGACCACUAUAUUGCUCAAUUGUGUCUUCCUAGCCAAAACAGAUUCAGUUGAAGAAGCUGAAUACAUAUUCUUGGCCAUAUAUACGGCCGAAAUGGUUAUCAAAACCAUAUCAAAGGGAUUUAUACUAAAUAAGUAUACAUACUUACGGAAUCCAUGGAACUGGCUGGAUUUCAUCGUCAUCACGUCGGGCUAUGCAACCAUCGGCAUGGACGUCGGGAAUCUAGCCGGGCUACGUACGUUUCGCGUACUGAGAGCUUUGAAAACCGUAUCCAUAAUGCCAGGUCUCAAGACGAUCAUCAACGCUUUGUUGCACUCCUUUCGUCAAUUAGCUGAAGUCAUGACACUGACCAUAUUUUGUCUAAUGGUAUUUGCUCUGUUUGCGCUUCAAGUGUACAUGGGUGAAUUGCGGAAUAAAUGUGUCAUGAUUAACGAAGACAAUGUGAAUUGGCUGAUAUGGAUAAAUAAAGAGCAAAACUGGCUGUCGGACAACGAAGGAAACCCAAUGCUAUGCGGCAACGUGACUGGGGCGAGACAUUGCCCAGUUGGUUACGUGUGCCUUGGCGUUGGCCCUAACCCCAAUCACGGUUACACGAAUUUCGACAAUUUCCUGUGGUCUAUGUUGACUACGUUCCAGCUAAUUACACUAGACUAUUGGGAAAACGUCUACAACAUUGUGUUGGCAACGUGUGGCCCGAUGAGUGUCAUAUUUUUCACGGUGGUGGUGUUCUUCGGUUCGUUCUAUCUGAUCAAUCUGAUGUUGGCUGUCGUCGCCCUGAGCUACGAAGAAGAAGCGGAAAUCACGCAAGAGGAGAGGCGAAAAGACUUGACGGACUAUCGGGACGAAUCGACAUUCAGUUUCGACCCGAGCCGCAUCCCGGUCAAGCAACUGCAGGACAGACAGAACCGGGAAAAAAAGAAAGUAGACGGCCGGAAAGGUGUGCUACUGUCUUCGGUGACGCGCAAACGGAAAAAAUCGCGAAGACGUCGGACACCGUCUCAGCAACGGUUUCAACAACCGGAGCAACAACAACAGCAGAACCCCACGGAUGACCAAGAUGGAACCAUUGAAGGAGUGACGGAUGCCGCGGAACCGGAAGUGGAAAUAAUGGCGACGACGGCAACGGUGGCAUCAGAAGCUGACGCGUCGGCGGUGACAGUUGCGUUGGGCGACUGUGAAGAAGAUGAAGACUCAGGCAGUCGUUCGUCAACGCCCCGUCGAAAACCGUCGAGGUCGCCCGAUCCACCGGCACAACCGGUCUCGCCACCACCGCAACCGGAACCACCGCCUGUCACUUCCACCACCGCCAAACCCAACGUGGCUGCCGACAGUCUGCGACCGUGCGCUCUUGUAGCUCCGCAAGGACGAGAACGGUGGUUACUGGGUAGUAGACAGGGCAGUGCGAAUACCAGUGAAGGGAACAACAGGGAUUCAUCACUGGACGACUCAGGUGUAGUAGAUGAUCAUGAUGACGGGGAAGCGACAUCGCAAUCACAAUCCCAUCACACUUCACCACAGCCGCAGCAAUGCGGAUACCAUCAGUUACCUCAGAAUUCUACCAACGAUAAUGGUUUAGCUGUAUCAAAAAGCAUUAAAGUGAUCAAAUGCAAUGGGCUGAAAACAAAACCAUUUGGCCGCAACGGCGAGGCCGAGUACGUGUCUCAGGUGGUUGUUAUUGAUGAUCGAAGUUGUACGAAUUGCAACAGAAAUUGCAUUGACUACCAGACAUGGUUAAGAGUUCAAAACUGUUUGCAUAAAGUGGUUAGAGAUCCAUUAUUUGAGUUGUUUAUUAUGGCAUGUAUAAUAUGCAAUACAAUAGUGCUGGCUAUUGAACAUCAUGGAAUGUCACAAAAUGUACGAAAUAUUUUGGACGUUGGAAACAAGGUUUUCACAACUAUUUUUACUGUGGAAUGUCUAUUCAAGUUAAUUGCUCUAAGUAAUGAAUUCUUCAAUUGUGGUUGGAAUAUAUUUGACAUGAUCAUUGUAACAGCUAGCUUAUUAGAUUUAUCAUUUGAAAUGAUCGAUGGUUUAUCAGUUCUUCGCUGUUUAAGAUUGCUUCGAGUUUUAAAAUUGGCUCAAUCGUGGACAACCAUGAAAGUACUAUUGAGCAUCAUUAUAUCGACAAUCGGAGCUCUCGGUAAUCUUACGUUUGUUCUAAUCAUCAUUAUAUAUAUAUUCGCCGUCAUCGGCAUGCAACUAUUCUCAAAAGAAUAUAUGCCAGAAAAAUUUGAUCCAGAUCCUGUGCCAAGAUGGAAUUUUUCAGAUUUUUUUCACUCGUUCAUGAUGAUUUUUCGAAUUCUUUGUGGUGAAUGGAUUGAACCAUUGUGGGAUUGUAUGAAAGCCGAAGAAAAAGAGGGUUUCGGUAUAUGCUUCGCAAUAUUUUUGCCGGCGCUAGUGAUGGGUAACUUCAUGGUUCUCAACUUGUUUUUGGCGUUGUUACUCAAUAGUUUCAAUUCUGAAGAAUUAAAAUCAAAAAAAGAGGAAGUUGGCGAUGGCUCCAAACUGGAACGAAGUUUUCAACGGAUUCGUUCAAUUAUCAGGAAACGUAAGCGUCGACAAUCGCGAACAGAGACAACUAGUUGUGAUACUUCUGUAAAUUUUAAACUGGAAAAUACAGUUAAACAACUAAUGCGAAUAAAAAAUGAAAAAAAGAAAUUAAAAACAGAAAUGGUUAAUAUGUCGGAUGAUGAAAUAUGCGAGCGACAAGAGAACUGUGAAUAUGACAUAGAAAUUACCAACGAUCGUAUAGAAACUGAUCAGAACGAUGGGACAUCAUUAGUACUAAAUGCCGGAUACUUAGAUCAACAAGAAAAGACUGAUCGCCGAAUUCAGCGUGCCAUGACAGAAGAUUCUACUGACACAGUUUUGGUUACAGGAUAUAACCAAGGGCCAUUCACAACUCAGCAAACGCCAGUAUUUAGUUGCCAGGAAUCAACAUCUGAUGAUUUAUUGUACCAUCAAAUCAUGCAAGAUGCCAUGUGUUAUGCACCUACUUUAACAAGAGACUUAGAAUUACCAAUGUUAGAUGAAACAUUUGAGUUAUCCGAACAUUAUACUAGUCCACCACCAGUAGGAAUACACCGAAGAUCAUACAUAUUGGCUACUAGACAAGACAGCAGUAAAGACGAAAUUGACGAUCAAGAUGAAACAUGUUUCUUGAAACAAAAAAAUAAGGAUAUAGUUACUGAUGAAAAGUCCAAAAAGAAACCUUGGAUAACACUUGUAUCUUAUGUGGACGAAUUAACCGUGGGCGGAAGAAGAGACUCCCAAGGAAAUUUCGUUGAUGCAGCUCCUACUUUUCCAGGUUUUGGCAGAAAUAAACAAUCAAAAGCUCCACUAGAAUGUUUUCCUUUUAAUUGCUAUCAAAGGAUUGGGAUAAAAAAAGAAUGGGUUGACACUUGUUUUGGCGACCGAUGGAUGACUUUUCGACAGAAAACUCUCGUGAUAGUAGAUACUCCGAUAUUUGAAUGGUUUAUACUAGUAUUGAUUUUUGCGUCGAGUGUAACUUUAUGCUUCGAAGAUAUUUACCUAGAUGAAAAUCAAACGCUCAAAACUGCAUUAUAUUGGACUAAUUUUACGUUUUGCGUUAUAUUCACAAUUGAACUUAUGCUAAAAUGGAUAGCAUUGGGAGUUUAUAAAUACUUUAAAAGUUUUUGGACGGCGUUAGACUUUAUUAUUGCAAUGAUGUCAAUUUUUAGUUUACUAAUUGAUGAAAAUGAGAAUUUAAAAGUUCUACGGUCGUUAAGAACUCUCCGAGCUUUGCGACCACUCAGAGCUAUAUCGAGAUGGCAAGGGAUGCGGAUAGUUGUGAAUGCUCUGAUGUAUGCAAUUCCAUCAAUUUUUAACGUUCUGCUGGUUUGUCUUGUGUUUUGGUUGAUAUUCUCAAUCAUGGGUGUACAGUUUUUUGGUGGAAAAUUUUUUAAGUGUGUUGACGACAACGGAGACCGUGUAUCCGUAAACAUUGUCAAUAAUCGCAGUGACUGCAUGCUCCAUAACUAUACUUGGUUAAACUCAAAAAUAUCAUUUGAUAACGUGGGCAUAGCUUAUUUGGCUUUGUUUCAAGUUGCUACAUUUGAAGGAUGGAUGGAAGUAAUGGCAGAUGCUGUGGAUGCUCGUGGUGUAGACUUACAACCUGAAUAUGAGGCAAACUUGUAUGCUUACAUAUAUUUUGUGAUAUUUAUUGUGUGUGGAGCAUUUUUUACUCUAAACCUUUUCAUCGGUGUUAUAAUUGAUAACUUUAACAUGCUUAAAAAAAAGUACGAAGGCGGAGUAUUAGAAAUGUUCUUGACUGAAAGUCAAAAGCAUUAUUAUACAGCCAUGAAAAAACUAGGCCGGAAAAAGCCACAAAAAGUAAUUAAGCGCCCAGUCAAUCAAUUUAUGGCAAUAUUUUACGACUUAUCAAAUUCCCGAAGGUUUGAAAUAGCAAUUUUCGUAUUGAUUUUUUUAAACAUGUUGACAAUGGGUAUUGAACAUUACAAUCAACCUGUUUCGGUGUUUUUCAUAUUAGAAGUCUGUAACGCAUUUUUUACUACUGUCUUUGGACUAGAGGCUUUAGUGAAAAUUAUUGGUCUUCGAUUUCAUUAUUUUACUGUUCCUUGGAAUGUUUUUGAUUUUUUACUCGUCUUAGCAUCCGUUCUUGGCAUACUUAUGGAAGAUAUUAUGAUCGAUUUUCCAGUAUCACCGACACUUUUGAGAGUAGUUCGCGUGUUCAGGAUUGGUAGAAUAUUACGAUUGAUUAAGGCCGCCAAAGGUAUACGUAAACUGUUAUUCGCCUUAAUCGUGUCUUUACCAGCACUUUUCAAUAUUGGUGCACUACUCGGUUUGAUUACUUUUAUAUACGCCAUUAUCGGUAUGUCUGUUUUCGGGCAUGUCAAAAAACAAAAAGCCAUUAAUGACAUGGUAAACUUUGAGACUUUUGGUAGGAGCAUGCAACUGUUGUUCCGGCUGAUGACAUCGGCCGGAUGGAAUGACGUACUCGAAUCCCUUAUGGUACAACCACCGGAUUGUGAACUAGAAUCUCCAGGACUUCCAAAUGGCAAUUGCGGACACCCUAUUCUCGCGAUUACGUACUUUACGAGUUUUAUCAUAAUAAGCUACAUGAUAGUUAUAAAUAUGUACAUAGCUAUUAUAUUAGAGAACUUUAACCAAGCUCAUCAGGAAGAAGAAAUCGGCAUUGUAGAAGACGAUCUCGAAAUGUUUUACAUCAGAUGGUCUAAAUAUGAUCCACAUGCAACGCAGUUCAUAGCGUUCAAUCAAAUAUCUGAUUUCAUUGCAAGCUUGGACCCGCCAUUAGGCAUACCUAAACCGAAUAUCGUGGCUUUAGUCAGCUUCAAUUUGCCAAUUGCGAGGGGCAACAAGAUUCAUUGUCUAGACAUACUCCAUGCACUCGUCAAACACGUGCUUGGUCACGUCGACGAAACGGACGAAUUCAGAAAAUUAAGAGAUCAAAUGGAUGUGAAGUUUAAAAAACAAUUCCCGACACGUAAGGAACUAGAAAUCGUGUCAUCUACGCGUCUGUGGAAACGUCAAGAUAAAGCCGCGAGACUAAUACAAAGAAGUUACCGAAACUUCCGAAGGCGGAAAAAAGACAUAACAGAUUUGUGUUCGGAUACGCAGUCUUCAAGCCCCGGAGGUUGGCAAUCACGUCUUUCGUCAUUCUUACAUGUUAAAGGCAUGUCAAUCAGUGGUAUUGGAGGAGGUAUCGGAAGUAAUUCUAGAGCUUCGUCCAGAAAAUCUUCUAGAGCCUCCGACACGUCUGACAUAUCUGAACUAGGAGCGUCUCUCUGGCUUAACCUGCCAUUGUUUUUAUUGUCUAAUGCUCAGUUAGAUACAACGGGUAAAAACGAAGAACAAUCGCCCAAGAAAAAAUCACACGUCGAGGGAGGUGGCGGCGGACCGGUGCACAUCACGAUCAGCGAACCGUCGCCCGAGGCCAAACCAAACGCGGUGCUGCCUUUGUCGCUGGACGGGGUCGGCGACUUGGCAACCGGAAGCGGCACGGCGGACCGGAAGCAACAGCAACACCAGCUACCCCAACAGCAGCAGCAACAGGCAGCACCCAACGUGAGUAUCACCAUAACUGACGCGUCGCCGGUAAGCCCGAAACCGUUGCCGGUGGCGAACGUGCAACAGCAGCAUCAGCAGCAGCAGACCGGUGUCGGCGGCGGCCCGACGGCGGCACACAGCAAACGGUUGGCGUUCCGGCGGGCGAGCGAAGCGAAAAUCGUACAGCACAAGGCGCUAGUGCACAGGACGUCCGAAGGGCCACACAGCUGAUGGGAAUUAUGAUAAUACGUAUAAUAUAUUAUAAUAAUAUCGUCAAUAAUAUUUAUACACACCUAACCCACCAGAUAUACCUACGCCCGAGUCAUCGUUAUCGUUGUCGUCGUUGCAGUAGUUGUUGUUGUUCGUUGUUGUUGUUGUUUUUGUUGUUAUUGUUAUUUUUUACUAUUAUCAUUUAUUAUUAUUAUCAUUUAUUAUUAUUAUUAUUAUUA